This is a messenger RNA of Rangifer tarandus platyrhynchus (Svalbard reindeer), 399 nucleotides long. The record is from the annotation of a GenBank genome assembly. NCBI's taxonomy places the organism in Eukaryota, Metazoa, Chordata, Mammalia, Artiodactyla, Cervidae.
AUGGGUGCCUUAAGCAUUGGUUAUGCCCAGCACAGACUUGGGGAGGGUCUUGCCUGUGGCUCUUCUUCCUCCCUCAGCAACCAGCUCUCCCUUCCACCUGAGGAAAGGGAAGGGAGGGACAGGGACUUUUUUUUACACAAGAGAAAAAAAAAAAAAAAGCUGUCUUUUCUUCUCUGGUGGUGGUUUGAUAGGAUUUUUUUGGUCUCUUUGGAAGCACUGGGACUGAAGUUCUUAUCUUCCCGUACACAGAUAACACACAUGGACUCACACAUACACACACAAACACACAUACUUGGGAUCACUGGCUGUCCUGGGCCCAGCCACCCGGGGUUUAACUUCUGCUGGAGUCCUGAGAUUCCAUUCCUCCCCAGCAGGCCUGACCAGAAUCUGGCUUCAUAG